Molecule: messenger RNA, 9616 nt
Organism: Physeter macrocephalus (sperm whale)
Lineage: Eukaryota; Metazoa; Chordata; Mammalia; Artiodactyla; Physeteridae
Gene: FAM184B
Product: family with sequence similarity 184 member B
Exons: 18
Coding region: 133-3339 (1068 amino acids)
Source: RefSeq, a predicted model, not a curated record
GGCGGGACUGCAGUGCCACCUCCCCCGAGAAAGCCCACACACUCACACGCCCGCGCGCGCAAGCACCUGCACACCGUGGGCAUCGAGAAGCCGAGCCAUCGAGAGGCUUUGAGUGCCGGACGCGUUUCAGCGAUGGCUUCUGCCCUCAACAGCAAAAUUCACGCGCCCGGGACUUGCCCGGGCUCCAAAGCCGAUGCCGGAGGUGGCGCCGGCUGGAGAAUGGACUGUGAUCCCGAGAUGCACGUGAAAAUGUGCAAGAAGAUCGCCCAGCUCACCAAGGUGAUCUAUUCCCUGAAUACCCGCCAGGACGAGGCCGAGGCGGGCAUGGAGGCGCUGCGUGAGGCCCACCAGGAGGAGCUGCGGAAGGCGGUGGCCGAGACGGAGGCCCGGCUCCGGCAGGCGCAGGGCCGCGCGGGCGAGGAGGCCCUGAGGCAGCGCAUCCAGACCCUGGAGAGCGCCCUGGAGCUGCAGAAGCGGCUGACGCAGGAGGCGCUGGCCGGGUCGGCCGCGUGCAGGCUGGAGACCCAGGAGAGCGAGCUGAGGGUGGAGGCCGAGCACGCCGACCGGGUGCUCACCCUCUCCAAGGAGAUGCUGGAGCUCAAGGCCGACUACGAGAAAAGGCUCCGGCACCUGAGCGGCCACGAGGUGCCCCGGUGGGGCCGGCUCGCCCAGGAGGGUCCCGAGCCCCAGGCCGAGCCGGGCUGCGGCCCCGAAAUGCGGGAGGUCCUGCUGGAAGUGGAGCGGCUGCGAGCGGAGAACCAGCAGCUGAGCAAGGACUAUGCUCGGAAGGCUGAGGAACUGCAGGCCACGUACGAGCGGGAAAACGAGGCCGUCCAGCAGGCCGUGCAGCAGUCGGUGAGCGAGGCCCUGUGGCAGUGGCAGGAGAAGGAGACCGACCUCCGAAAGAACUUCCAGGCCCAGGAGGCGGCCCUGCAGGCCCAGGUCCGGAAGCUAGAAGGGGAUCUGGAGCACAGAGGCCGCAAGAUCAGUGACCUGAAGAAGUACGCCCAGAAGCUGAAGGACCGCAUUCAGGACCUGGAUGUGCAGCUCAAGGAGGCUCGACAGGAGAAUUCAGAGUUGAAAAGCACUGCAGAAAAACUUGGGGAGAAGCUGGCUGUUGCCAAAGACAGGCUAAUGUUGCAGGAGUGUCAUGUGACACAGAAAAGCGAUGACAUGAAGACAGAGAGGGUUUCAGAGAAUGAAGUCCUAGGGAAAGAGAAUGAUUUGGAAGACUGCAGUCUCCAUCCUCAGCAGGAUCAGAACUUUCCCAAGGAGUGUCCGUGCACGAAAGGAGGCACAGAUAUACAGACCAAGAAAGAGGCGUGUAUUGAGACAGAAUAUAUGAAGCAAAAAUAUGAAGAAGACCUUCGUAAAAUCAAAGAUCAGACCGAAGAGGAGAAGAAACAUCUCAGAGACCAGCUGGUGAAGCGCCUAGAAGACUUGGUGAAGAAGCACACGGUGGAAAUCCAAUUAGUUCGCUCAUCAGUGGAAGCUGAGAGGCAGAGGCUACAGAAGGAAGUAGAAGCGCAGUUGGAGGAAGUGAAAAAGAAAUCAGAAAAUGAAAUAAAGCAUCUGGAAGAAGAGAAAGAGGCCCUAAGUGUGAAGCUCCAGAAUUCACUGCUUGAGGUUUUAAGGCUGGAAACAUUUAUCCAACAGAAUAAUGUACGUCCCCCGAGAGGCAAUGAACGGCCCCAAGAAUUGGACUGCCAGCACUGCAACAUUUUAGAGACCCAGGAUCCAUGCUUGAGGCCGAAUGAACCUUCUCAGACUCUGCCCAGAGGAGAAGAGUUUCAAGAUACGUUAGCAGCUGAAGAAGGAACCAACAGCGACAAAGAGGAGAGGAUCGAAGUGCCCCUCAAGGAGGGAGGUGACCUGCAGCCUCCACUGGGCUCUUUGCCGAAGGAGAAGGCACCAGAAAUCCAGCGUCUGCAGGAGGAGUGGCAGAGCCAGAAGGCCAGAUUGCAAGCCCAGGUCUCGCAGAUGCAGCAGGCUCUGGAGCAGUGCACCAGCAACUACAGGGAGGACCUGCGGGAGCUCAAGCAGCUCUCCGACCGCGAGCGCGAGCAGCUGCGGCGCGAGCUCCAGGAGACCGUCCAGCAGGAUCAGGUGGCGAAAGCUCAGCUCGAGGCCGCCCACCAGCGAGCACUCCGCGUGCUCGAGAAGGCCAAAAACCAGGAAGUCAAGGCCACAGAGGAGCGCUUGAAGAAGGAAUCCAGCCACAGCCUCCAGAUCCAGCACCAGGCGCACCAGCUAGAGCUACAGGCCUUGGAGGAGAAGGCCCAGCAAGAGCUCCAGGGAGAGCUGGAGAGGAUACAGGCUCAGCAGGCGCUGUUGCUAGAGGCCCUGACGCAGGAGCUGGCGGAGCAGCGGACUGCCUGCUCUGAGCACCAGGACCUGGAGGCGCCGCAGGCUGAGCUGAGGGCCCCGGGCAGUGUGGGCAGGCGGCAGGCCAGCAGCCAGUGUCCAGGGGACAGCGAGGACCGUGCCAGCACUGCAGAGGAGGGGGGCGGUCCGGGCCAGGCGGGCUCCCCGACGGGCAAGGGCGCCGCCGAGCAGGAGCCGAGCGAGGGAUGCGGCCUCUGGGAGGAGAACUCGCAGCUCAAGGAAACAGUGCGGCGGCUGCAGGCCGAGGUGGAACAGCACCGGCAGGAGGCUCUGCAGCUCCGCGACCAGCACAGGCUGCUGGAGGAGGAUCAGCAAGCCCGGCGGGCCCGGGAGGUGGAGAUGCUAUGCCAGGAACACCGGAAGGAGACGCAGGCCAUGGUGGCCGAUUUCAGCAGCGCUCAAGCGCAGCUCCAGGCCCGGCUGGCUGCCCUGGAAACCGAACUGAAAGAUUCCGGAGAGAAGCCAGGGAAGGGGGAGUCGAGGCCGGAGGACGUUCAGCUCAUAGGCCGUCUGCAGACCCGCUUGAAGGAGAGGGAGGAGAUCAUCAAGCAGCUCACGGAGGAAAGAAGAUUUCACUAUGCAGCAUUCCCCAGCGCAGUGUCCCAUCGGAAUCGGUCCUUCUCUUUCAAUCCUCGCCCACGGUAUUUGACCCCUUCCAUGAAGAAAAAGAAGAUGGAGGAAGUGCCCAGCCGAGUGGUCAGCGUGCCAAACCUCGCUUCCUAUGCUAAGAACUUUCUGGGUGGCGAUCUGAGCUCCAGGAUCAACACUCCGAUAACUAAGUCACCCAGCUUGGACCCAGGCCCCAGCGGUGGCCAGCCUUACAAACCCACCCCAUCUCUAGAUGUAAAAACUGCCACAAGGACACAAGAUGAUGAAACAGCCCAACCCAAAGAAGUCCAGCAGAAGCAGGGCUCAGCCCACCAGGAAUGGUUUACCAAAUAUUUUUCUUUCUAAACUGAUCCUUAAACUGAUCAUAAAGUGGAUAUUUGAAACACAUUUCUUUUGAAGCAUCUGAUUGAAGGAACGAACUAAAAAGCCAACCAACCAAAUAACUUGCUUGUAAUAUGAUUUACAUACAUAGCUAAAACAAAUUCUUGCAUUAACAUUUCAUACUGUUUCAUUGUGACACUAAGAUAAAACAAGCCAGUGUUAUCAGCAAGUGCCCACAGGGAAAUAUUAUUAAUGUUACUGAUGACCUACCCAUGGUAUUUCUAGUGUCCGUAAGAUUGCAAUCCGCAUUGUGGAAUAUCAGACUUUGUGAUUUCCAUGGUCUACUUUUAAAGUGGUUUCAUUUUCCUAGGACGCUGGUCAUCUUCACUUGAAAAGUGUUUCUAUGUAAAUUAUAUAAUUCCAAAAUACACAUGUAACCUCAAUAGGUAGAGGAAUAAAACAAAGCUCAAAAUAACCAGGAAAGCCAAUUUUAAAAAACCAAAGAAAACAAAACUACUAGGAAUGGACUAUAGCAGACCUUGGCAUACUUGGACCAAAUAUUUUGACUUCCUAGGUCCAGGACAUGAAGAAGAUUAUAGAGGGCAUAACAGCUACCUCAAAGGGGCUUUUUGAAGUUUAAGCAAAAUAUGGGUAAUGAUACUAAUCAUGAAUUGGAAUUAAGCCUUGCCAGGAUUUUUCUGUAACUGAGCCUCACCCUGUCAUACAUCUCAACAUCAAUGACUGCAGCAUCAACUUGGUCAUUUGUGAUGGUUUCUAGAUUAUUCUUUGACGUGAAAGAUCUACUGAACCUCUAGUCUUGCCUCAUGGUGCAUUGCUUCCCCAUUGCAUGGAUGCUCAGCAGAUUAAAGGGAACUGAGAAUGGCCAUUCACAAUGCUGACCUCACUGUCAGUCCACACUGAGCUGUUUGACCCUCUGAUGGAGCGGUGCAAUUUGACAAGUCAGUACAACUUUUAGUGGUCAAAAUAUGUUCUCAAUCCUUUGGUGCUGGCCCAGCAGGUGGCCCAUAAACAGUUGUCUAUUCUAUGCACCAUCAAAUCUUUGCUCUUCUUUGAAUAAAACUUUAAACAACUGGGCAAUAAAAAUGGUUGUGAUUUGUACUGAUUUUCCAAAGAAAGGUGAAAUUAGAUGAAGGCUGAAUUUGGAAAUAGGAAGUUCACAUUAACCUCAGUCAGAUCAUCUUCAAUAAAACGUAGCUGCGUGCUUUGUGACCACCUAGAGGGGUGGGAUAGGGAGGGAGACGCAAGAGGGAAGAGAUAUGGGGAUAUAUGUAUAUGUAGAGCUGAUUCACUUUGUUAUAAAGCAGAAACUAACACACCAUUGUAAAGCAAUUAUACUCCAAUACAGAUGUUAUAAAUUAAUUAAAAUAAAAAAGUAAAACGUAGCUGCUCACGCACUUAUGUCAUUUUGAGAGAAAUGCAAUUACAACUCAGACUCACAAUUUAAAAGUAAACUUACUACCUAAUCAAAACACAUGGCCCAAUAACAUAAAUUUUUAAAUGCAAAUACCUGUUACUAUCCGUGUAACAUGCCAUAUUAUUUUUCAGUAUCAAGUAUUUUUAAGUUUUGUUACCUGCUUAGGGUGAGCAUUGUAGGAUAAUGUUUGUGUUUUAAAGACUACAUACAGGUAGUUCUACUUUUGUUUGCUGAAAUAUUUUCCCACUACUGUGCAACUCCUGAUGACUAACAAAGGAGACUGCACUUUAUACUACUGUCCUUUAACUCAGCAUAACACAAGCUGCAGGGAUAGAAUUUUACUGAGACCCCACAUCUGUCUUGACUCCUUUCUUGUUGCAGGCAAGUGAAAGAUCACGUUAAAUUUCUAGGUUAUAUGCAAACAAUUGUGUCUGUUAAGUAAAUCUUGGCAUGCUUCUAACACUUUAUUCUUUAGGACAUAUUCCUUGAGUACUGAAGUAAAGCAUCAAAGGAUACUCCUAGGCUUUUUGUGUAGUACUACCAAAUUACCAGAAAGUUUCUAGCAAUUUACACCUUCACCAGCAGUGAAUGAAAUUCUACCUCUCUGUACCCUAGAUAAUAUUGACAAGGAAAUUUGAGAGAUAAAACAUUAUUGUUUUCUCUUGCAUAAUCUGGUUCCAUCCAUCUCUCAAGAGCAGAGUGGUCUAGAGAUGAUGGGAAUGGCUUGGAGGUAACAGCAGACAUGAAGAUAAAUGAACUGAUUCAGAAUUGAUCUAGGAGGGAGAAACAACAGGAUUUGACAAUAAAUCUCUUUAGGCAUAUAUAUUAUGACAGAGAAGAGGAAUUAACAUAUUCCUGGAGCAAAACUGGAAAGGAACAUUGUGGCGAGCUGUUUCUUAAUUGGGGGAGAAAAGAAUGAAUUCACCCAAUCAGCGGCUGCACGCCACAUACCUGAGUCCUCACUCCUGCUCUGCAUCAGUGCCACAUCCAACACAGCAGCUGCAACUGAGGCUACUUGGUAUAUACUCAUUCUCCAGCCUCUAUCUGGAUUCUGCAAGGGCAAGGCUGGGGAAGUAAAUGGAGUUAUGAUAGGGAACAGCUUCCUAGCAUCCUUUAGAUUUCUCAGGAUAGCACACAUCUCCACCAUUACCCCCAAGAUGCAAUAUUGGUUUUGAUUUGCUACCUCCUAGCUCCUCAUCUGUCUGUUCUCCCCCUGCAGGAGAUAACCAAAGAUGCCCUGGGCACUCACAGUGGCCUCUGAGCAUUAAACAGUUAUUUUGUCAUUGUCCCUUUGCUAAGAGUCGAGACAGUGUAGUGAUAACCUGCCAACUCCACCGUUCUUAUAUGCGGUAUUCCCCCUUAGCUUCCAAAUGUUCGAAUCCAUGCACUGACAAAGUUCCUUUCCACGGGGACACUUGCCCAGGGCACUACUGGUGGGAUCUUCAAUAACUGGGCCACCCUCGAGCCAGUGACUGUACCUCACAUACCCUCAGGAUGGGUCUUCCUUGCCAGUAGGACAGUAAGCAAGCCAGUCCCCAAUCCCACUCUCCUACCUGCUCUCAGGCCACGUCCGUGGCAGCGUGUCAGUCGGGCCCUCCAGGAGGCAUACCCCAACACAGUUGGAGGAAGACACCACCAGAAACCCACCUAUAGUUGAAUGAGUUGGCUUUACUACUUGUUGGACACAGGGAGAAUGUCCAUCAUGAAGAAUGGUGGGGCUUCUCAGAAAAGAGGGUUUUAGAAAGAACCUACUGUAAGAUUUUGGCAUUGGUUGGGUGAUUUCCAGGAGGGUCUAAAGAAGCAGGGAUUCAUUCUAGAUUGGAUGCUGUCAGAAAGCAGGGGCAACUCUAUGACUGGGUGUCUUAAUAAAUCUUAUCUAUAGGAAGGGCAGACCAGAGAUAAAGCUGUAAAUAGUUAAAAAAAAAAAAAAAAAAGAAAAGAAAAAGCAGUCACUUAUUUUUUAGCCAGGAGAAUGUUUGGUAUUUGGGGGGUGGCACAGUGACCUUGUUUGUUUUUCCUGUGCUUAGACAAAGUUGUGAAGUGGUUUUGGUUUGUCUUGCUUUAUCAUGGUCUCAGAGCAGCUUUAUCUAGGAGGCUGGUAUCCUGAGACUGCUUCUGUCCCGUAGGAGAAUAACAUGGCCAAGCAGUGCUGGGUCGGCAUCCCAUGUCAGGGGCAGGUUUCCGCCCUUCUCAAGGGAAACACCUGUGUUGAAUAAAGGGGAAGCAGGAGGCAGGAAGAGCCUUCAGAUUUUGAUGGAGAGUUGACACACGUAUAGAGAGCCAAGGAAGAUUUGGGAAAGAGGCUUAGGCAGCAGUAAAGUUCGGAGAAAAAGCCUCGGCCAGGCUGAAGAGCUCCAGAGCAGGGACUGCCCAUUAGAGGGGUCUGUGUUGGGCAGAAAUGACACAGAUCCAGUAUCCCCACUGUGCCUGGUCACACCCAGGAAAGAGCAUGGCCUUUGAGAUAACUGAGCAGGGCUCCUUCGUGGCCUCCGGUGGCCCAGGACCAAACCCUUAGGAACGUCAACAUUUAGAGGUUGGGGAGAAGAGGAAAGAGAAAAGAAGGGGAGAUGUGUUAAAGAGAAUAAGAAAAUGAGUUCAAAUAAAGAUGAUGAAGAAGUGUCACAGUGAAGCAGCUGGGAGCCAUCACAAGCACAGUUGGAGCUGUGGAGCCACACGUCACAGCCUGGGGGCGGGGAGCAUGGAGCUGGAGACUGAACCAGGGGCCGGGAAAUGGGGCAGCGCUCAGGCAUCGCAUCGCAGCAGGGAAGACCAAGAAUUCUGUGAGCUGCAGGGGGCAGAGAGCCCCCAAGGGGUUAAACCCUAGAGAAGGCAACUGGCCUGGACCCAGAUCACUUGUGGAAAGGUUCAUCUUAUACAGGGUAAGCGCUUCAGCAGAUGGACCAGGAAGCGAAUAAAGAUGCCCUGAAGAUGUGGGUUGGUCUGUCAUCCCCAGAGGGAAGGUGAGGGAAAGUCCACCUGAUGGCUCAUUAUUUUCUCCUUGAAGGAGACGGCAUCCCAGAGGGUUUUCUGUUUGUCAACCAGCAAGAUGCCACUAAAAAGGAAAAAGAUUUUUACAAACAGAAAAGAGUGAAAUGUUUAUGUCGCAGAAAACUUUUGAAUUUAGUAAAGAAAUGACAAUAACUGGUACACACAUUAAUUCAAAAUAUUUUUACUAAGCACCAAAUAGAAUAGUUCCUGAACUUUCCACUAAGAACCUCUUCAUUACUGAAAAAAUACCUAAAAUGUAAUCAAUUUAGUUAGGUUUUUAAUCAAGAAAUCUACAGCUGCCAAUCAGAGCUUCUAAUUGGCACAAGAUGACCAGGUUACAACCUCAAUUGAAAUCAGAUAAUGUGACUGAAAACAACUUUUAAAAGCUUUGCUUAACUAUAUACUCUGAAUGAGGGAAUUCAUUGGCCUCUGGCUGUGUACCAUACACAUACGAACACAAACAAAAAUAAGUACUAAGUUAUUAUGUAUAAAAGGUAGUAAGUGGUCCCUGUGUAUUCAGAGGGGAAUAAUGCCUACUUCUCAUGAGGAACAAAGAGACAGAUCACUAACUGCAGAGGGAGAACCAAGCAAGGCUGGCUGAAGAGACAAGAAGUCCUGUGUCCUGUGGAUACGACGGAGAGGGCCUUUGGAGGCUGCAGAGACCAGGUAGCGUCCAGGUCCAGGCCAGACGGGAACUUGAGUGGAUGUCAAGGUGGGUGGGUGGGGCCUUCAAGACUGGAGGAAAAGCGAGCCAAGACACCUAGUCACAGAAUUGCUGCCUGUUCAAGAGACACUGGGUGAGGGAGAAGGGGUGUAAUGUAAUGAGAGAAUGUGAACAACAGAGAGAGGAAAGCCUCCUCCAAGGAGACCAGGCACAAUGCCGGUCUGUAUUUCUCAACAGCAGACCAGGCACAAUGCUGGUUUGUACUUCUCAAUAGCGGUUCAACAGAGAAUCUGAGGUGGCCUGUGUGACUGACAGAGGGUAAAGUAUCUUCCCAAACACUGAGUCUCCCAUGCACCCUGCAGCCAACCUCCCACCUCGAGGCCCCAGUCCCUCAACACCACCCAUUAGCAAGAAAUUCAUUAAUGGAAAAAUCUGCUCCAAAUAGCAGAACAAACAAAAACUCAAAACUCAGAGAUGAUCACAGCAAACUUUAACCCUCAUACUUCACCUAUGCCCCUAUUGAGAGCAGGGUCCGCUCUGUUACUUAAACUGAUUAUUGCAGAAAUGAAUAUCACUAACAUCACUGCUCCUACCCUCCCCCCAAAGUAAAUGAAUACUACACAAAAUAUAAACUUACCCCAAAUAAAAGUCAACAUUAACUUAAGGAUACUGCUGGAUUCCUAUAGCACUAGUUACUGCAGUACAGUAACAGUUACUACACUAACCUACGAUAUUAUAAUCCUCUUCCAACCUAUUUACAAAAUAUCCUCAUUUGAGGUUCUAGAAGUGUUACAUCGUUGCACUAGACUUCUCUUCUUUAGGUAGUUCAGUCUUGAAAAACAGCAAAUUUACAUAUUCUUAUAUACUGCCACUAAUGGGUAAAUUAUAAAAGGCUUACAACCAAAAUCCUCAUCCUUUGAUAUGCAGAUCAGAUCAUACAAGCUUUUCCCCUCAGAUCAUACAAAAUAAUCUAAAACUGGAAACAGAGAUAAACACUCAUACAAAAACAAAAAUAAUAAAAACAAGCAGCAAAAAACAAAAACAUAAAAAGGAAUCUGUAAACGGCAUCAUAUUAACAGUCUUAAAUUUUGCUAAAGACAAUAUACUUGGUUUACCAAAGCAAUAAGCAUUUUAUAAAGUACUCCAGAAAUAACGCUUACAAAAAUAGGGGGAAAAUUUUAGAUGAGAGUGCAAAACUAAAUCAUCUCACCCUC